CAACGUCCUCACCGGCCCUUCCGCCUCGCUAACAAACCCGAGAGGAGAAGAGCAGAGGAGGAGGAAGUGUGAAAAAUUGCCGUCGCUGUCGUCGCCGUUCUAGUGGGCAGCGGAAAGAUGACUGGAGGGGGUUUUCCGGCGUAAACCGACCAGUACUUCACAAUCCCAAACGAGCGAAUGGAUCAAGCCAGAGUCAGCCGGAGUCCGGCAACCGACGCCCUGCUCUCGUGGUUCAGAAGCGAGUUCACGGCCGCAAACGCCAUUAUCGACGCGCUCUGCUAUCAUCUCCGCGGUGUCGCUAGCUCCGAUCUCCAGCAGGAGUAUGACCACGUUUUCGCAGCCAUCCACCGGCGUCGGAUGAAUUGGAUCCCGAUCCUCCACGCACAGACGUACUUCUCCAUUGCCGAGAUCGUAGCGGCACUCGGCGAUGCCGCCGCAGCCCGGAAGCCCGACGGGAAGGCGGAGAAGUGGAAAAUAGCAGCGACGGAGGUGGUGGAUGUGGAGGAGAUGAACAAGGAAGUGGUUGAACGGAAGGUGGAGAAGGAAGCGGGGAGUGAGGAAGAAGAGAAGAACGUGGUGGCAAUGGCGGAAGAGAAGGUGGAGAAGGAAGCAGGAAACCAGGAGGAAGAGAAGAACGUAGAGUCAGAGACGGAAGUGAUGGCGAAGAAGGAAGAGCAAAAAGAAGAGACGCGGGUUGGCGCUUUCAGUGUGGAGAAACGGGUCACGCCGGGUGAAGGGAAGGAAUUGCAGAGUGAAGGAUCGGUGAUGGAGAAGGACGAUCCGGCCCCCGGCGAUCUCGGAAUUUCAGUUUUGGGCUCAAAUAGUUCGAAUGCUGUCGAAGAUCUUAAUACUUUCUCCGAAUAUGAUGAUCUCAAUGAAGGCCCAGAAAGAGUCAGAACUACAAAAGGUUUCAGUGCUAAGGAGCCAAUAGAUGGACACAUGGUUAAUGUUGUGAAAGGCCUGAAAUUGUAUGAUGGUAUAUUUACUGAAUUAGAGCUCUCAAGGCUGGUCUCAAUUGCUGAUGAGCUGCGUGUUGCAGGUCAAAAAGGGGAGCUUUCAGGUGAAACCUACAUAUCCUUCAACAAGCAACUGAAAGGCAACAGAAGAGAAAUGAUUCAGCUCGGCAUCCCAGUCUUCGGGCAGAAGAAAGAUAAGCCAAGCUACGUUGAACCAAUUCCAACGGCUUUUGAAGCUGCCAUCGAUCGCCUGGUUCACUGGCAUUUGAUACCAGAAAGCAGAAAGCCGAAUUGUUGCAUUAUCAAUUUCUUUGACGAGGGUGAAUGCUCUCAACCUUAUUUGAGGCCCCCACAUAUUGAGCACCCAAUUUCAACACUUUCACUGAGCUCUGAUUGCAAGAUGGUUUUCGGCCGGAUCUUCAUGAGUGACCGCCAUGGCAACUACAAGGGCUCUCUAGAGCUUCCGCUUAAUGAAGGGUCACUCGUAGUCAUGCGUGGCAACAGUGCCAGCACUACCCAUGCAAUCUGCCCAUCUCCAAGCAAGCGAACCACCGUCACCUUCGUGAAGGUUUGCACAGACGGCAGCAACCAUGCUCGGCCGGUCGUGAUCUCCCGGAAGCCCCUUUUAGCCAGGAGAAUGACACUGUGGCAGGUGAGCGGACUCCAAGAGAAGGACUUCUCCUGCAAGCUGGCCGACGACUCCAGUGAAUGCGGACAGGUGGACGGCGUCCCCAAGUUGGGACUCCUUCCCAUCCCCUUAGUAUCGGCAGCGCCGGGAUGGCCCAUGGUCGUCCAGCGCAGAAGGCCGCCAGUUGCUGGCACCGGCGUUUUUAUACCUAGCAAAACGGAUGCAGCUGGCCCUAGGAACGGUUCCCGGAUGGUCAGAGAAACAGAUAACUCAGAAGACAAUGUUUCAGCCUGAUCUCUCUCUCUCUCUCUCUUCGGUUGGUUUUCGUUUAUGGUUAUGUGUUAAAUGAGACAAAGAGGGCAGCAGCAGUGAAGGUUUUAAGGAUGAGAGCUUGUCAAUUGCCA
Messenger RNA from Nymphaea colorata (pocket water lily), 1988 nucleotides. Its product is annotated as RNA demethylase ALKBH10B-like. The record is from RefSeq and is a predicted model, not a curated record. The coding region runs from base 178 to 1878 and encodes 566 amino acids. Gene Ontology annotation, molecular function: demethylase activity; mRNA binding. Gene Ontology annotation, biological process: mRNA catabolic process. The transcript is spliced from 7 exons. Lineage: Eukaryota; Viridiplantae; Streptophyta; Magnoliopsida; Nymphaeales; Nymphaeaceae.